Molecule: messenger RNA, 2007 nt
Organism: Diabrotica balteata
Lineage: Eukaryota; Metazoa; Arthropoda; Insecta; Coleoptera; Chrysomelidae
Source: the annotation of a GenBank genome assembly
AUGGCAUUGGAGUUGUCUGAAUUAGAUGUUAGUAUUGGAGCACUUACCUCUGGUGCAUCAGAUACAACUGUGUGUGAAUCCGUAGCUGCUGAAACACACAAUAGAUUGGACAACCCAGAAUCUAACACAAAUUUAGGUGAAAUUAUAAGUUGUUUGCAGCAACAUACAGGGUAUAGCAAUAUUGAAGAAGAUGUUUUCGCCGAAUUGGAAAAUGACCCGUUCAGGGCCAGCGAUGAAAGUGAUGAGUAUUUACCCAGUCCUAGUGAUACGACGGACACAGAUUCCGACAAUGAUUGUAUACCAAAAAGACUGAAGAUAAAUACUUUAUCAACUCUUCAACAAAAUGAAAACAACAAGGCAAACGUUUUUAAUGAUUUAUCUAAAAAGAAACAAAAAGAAUUUAAAAAAUCCGAAAAAACCGCAGAUAUUCCGUUUGCUUCUAGCUGGUAUGAAAGUGGAACCGAUAUAAAGAAACCCUAUGUUAUAAUGAUUUCAAAUUUUGCCCGCAGACCCUUGUAUAUCUCGGCGCUGGGUUUCUUCACCAUGACUGUUACAAAUGCUGUACAGUCCGAAAAAACUGCAGAAAUUGCUUUUGCUUCUAACUGGGAAGAAAGUGGAAGCGAUUUAAAGAAAUCCUAUGUUAUAAUGAUUUCAAAUUUCGCCCGCAGACCUCUGUAUAUUUCGGCGUUAGGUUUCUUCUCACUGACUUUUACAAAUGGUCUACAGGCCAUCGUUAAAUGCACUGUGAUGUUCGUAAACCACGAUAAAAUAUCAAGCUUACUAAAUGAUACUCUUCUUUUCUGGAAAAUCGAUACAUACCCAUUUAAAAAAGAACGAAAAGUAGCUCAGUUCAUGGAAAAGGUCCUUAAAUUCUUCUUAUUUUGGUAUCCAAGCCUUGCAACUACUACUACUCUGCUUGUAUUUCUUAGUCCUUUGAUAAUGCAUAAAAGGAUCUUGCCUAUGUCAACAUUCGUUCCAGAAUAUCCUCCGUAUUGGCUACUAUACCUAACAGAGUGCUAUGCUUUUGCAGUCAUAUAUAUUGGCGUAGUAUAUUUUGACGUACUGAUUGGUACUUUGGUAAUGAUGGUAGUUAUUCAAUGGAAACUCUUAAACAGAAAAAUUCAUGAUGUUCUCGAAAGACCUGUGACCAAUCAAAAAGAAAAGAAUUUGUUGCAAGCAGAUAUUAAGACCUGUAUAGACUAUCACAAUUUUUUAUUGAAUCAAGGGGCAACAAAUUUAUCAAUACGCAUAAUAUUAAUGCUGGGAUAUAAUGAUGAGUUUAUUUUGUUUUACGUUUUACCCGGACAACUUCUUACAUCUGAGGCUGAAAAUACCGAAAAAGCUGUUUUUUCUUGCAAUUGGUAUGAAAAUACUACCGGCUUGAAGAAAACUGUUAUUACUAUGAUAUCUUGCAUAAGUCGCAAACCAGUUUAUAUAACUGCAGCAAAUUUUCUUAAUUUUAGUUUUGAAAGUGGUCUUAAGGGACUUUUAACAUUGGUAGCUGCGUAUAUGAAGCAUGCAGAGAUAUUAGAUUUGAUACGUGAUAUGAAAAAUUUUUGGGAACUGGACGAUGUACGGGACGAAGAUGAAAGAAACGCUAACUUCGCUAUAUUGAAAACAGUCAAAAUCAUAUUUAUUUACUUUUUAGGUUUUGCCGUAAUACCGUCAUCGUUUUUUUACUUCAGACCAUUCAUUUUACGAAAAAGGGUGUUAGCGUUCAAUAGUUAUAUUCCUGAGAGUAUCCCCUACCCUUUAUUGUAUCUUCUUGAAACUUACGCAUUUGUUGUGAUAGAUUUUUCUUGCAUGGCUUGGGAUGGGUUCUGCGCAACCGUCAUCAUUUUGGCAUAUGUGCAAUGGCGAAUCUUAAAUCGAGAAAUUAGAAGAGUGUUGGAACUCAAAAUUGAAAGUGAAGAAGAUAAGGAAACGAUGAAGAAGAAAGUGAAAAGAUGCAUCGAUCACCAUCAUUUUUUAUAUAGUUUGGUAAACUGCCAAUGUACGGUCAUAUAA